This is a messenger RNA of Theileria annulata, 2136 nucleotides long. Its product is annotated as N-ethylmaleimide-sensitive factor, putative. Lineage: Eukaryota; Apicomplexa; Aconoidasida; Piroplasmida; Theileriidae. Gene Ontology annotation, biological process: SNARE complex disassembly; Golgi to plasma membrane protein transport; intra-Golgi vesicle-mediated transport. The record is from RefSeq and is a predicted model, not a curated record. The transcript is spliced from 12 exons. Gene Ontology annotation, cellular component: Golgi stack. The coding region runs from base 1 to 2136 and encodes 711 amino acids. Gene Ontology annotation, molecular function: ATP hydrolysis activity; ATP binding.
AUGAAACCAGUAUAUAGAACAGUAAAAAAACUCCCAGAUGAGUCACUCACAUAUACAAAUUGCGUAUACGUCAACAGAGAACUCUAUGAAAAUCUCAGAGCAGAGUCCAUUAUGGCAUAUGCAACGAUAGAAGGAGUCGUAUUUUGUGCGAAAUUCCACGAACUGGCGACCGAUAAAGAUAUUUUCAUGAACAGCUGCGCACGAGAACUAAUCAAAGUAUCAGUAGGCCAAGGUGUAACAGUAUCUUCCGAGUCUAAUCAGUCAGGAAGCUCGAGAAAUUUUGAUAUUUCACCCAAAUACCCGGCUGCACAUCGCAUAAAGUUCAAUGUUUCAUAUUUUAGACAACAAAAUAAAGUGUGUAACCUGUAUUUGGAUUCGGGCGAUGAACACUCAUUUAACCUGGCAAUCAAAGCAAGACUGUGCUCUGAUACAGAAUUGGAGUUUGGUUAUAAAACAAUCGAAGGAACAGAACUGGAAAUACCAAAGAGCAAAAGCAUAUUUAAGCCGAAUUUCAAAUUUGAAGAACUAGGAAUUGGAGGUCUAGAUAACGAAUUUGCGGAUAUCUUCAGAAGAGCAUUUGCCUCAAGAAUAUAUCCACCGGAACUUCUUAAAGAACUUGGAAUUUCCCAUGUUAAAGGACUUUUACUCUAUGGACCGCCAGGAACAGGCAAAACAUUAAUCGCAAGGCAAAUUUCAAAGGCACUAAAUUGUACCAAACUCAAGACUGUGAAUGGGCCUGAGAUUAUGAGCCGUUUCUUUGGCCAGUCAGAAGAAAACGUUAGGAACUUGUUUUUGGAUGCAGAGAAUGAAUAUUCAAGAAUGGGAGAUCGAUCAGGACUCCAUAUAAUUAUAUUUGAUGAAAUCGACUCUAUCUGCCAGAGAAGAGGAUCAGAUACUUCAGGAACUGCAGCAAGAGAUAGUAUAGUAAACCAACUGCUCUCGAAAAUAGACGGAGUCGACUCAUUGAACAAUAUUCUGUUGAUUGGAAUGACGAACAGAUUGGAUAUGAUAGAUGAAGCCUUAUUGAGACCAGGAAGAUUUGAAGUACAUAUAGAAGUAGGAUUACCAGACGAGAAUGGAAGACAGCAAAUCCUUAAAAUACAUACGAGAGUAAUGAGGGAAUCUAAAAGGCUUUCAAAUGAUGUGGAUCUAGAUUAUGUGGUAAAACAAACUAAAAACUAUUCCGGAGCAGAACUUGAGGGUUUGGUCAAAUGUGCUGUAAGCUACGCAAUACAAAGACACGUUGAUGGUAGUGACUUGAGUAAACCAAAAAACAUUGAACAAAUCAUCGUUAAUCAAAACGAUUUCAAUUCAGCACUAUUGGAAGUUAAGCCAGCAUAUGGAGUAGAUUCGCUAAAUUUAAACACAUUCUCAAGACACGGAAUCAUACCCUUUGGAAAUAAAUUCCACCAGGUACUUGAAACCUGUAUAACCCUGGCAAAUCAAGUGUCAAAAUCAGAUAAAACUCCAGUACUCUCAGUUCUUUUACACGGACCAGUUGGAUCUGGAAAAUCAGCUCUGGCAGCGCAUGUAGCGUCAAUUGCAAGCUUUCCAUUCGUUAAAGUUAUAUCACCGGAAUCAUAUAUUGGAUUAUCAGAAUUGGCCAAGGUUAACGCUAUACAUAAAGCAUUUGAUGAUGCACAUAAAACACCACAGUCACUCAUCAUACUAGACAAUAUUGAAAGAUUAAUAGACUACUCACCUAUUGGCCCUAGAUUUAGUAACAAUAUACUCCAGUGUCUUCUAAUUCUAAUCAAAAAGGCUCCAGCACAUCAAAGAAGAAUUUUCGUGAUAGGAACCACCUCAGAAGAGGAGUUUAUGGAAAUGGCUAACGUAAAGGAAUCAUUUACUGUGUCAACCCAAGUUCCACUGGUUACAGGACCGAGUGAGAUUUUUCAAGCUCUGAGCGGAGUUAAGUUGCCAGAUCUCACUUUCAGCCACGACGAAAUAUACCUUGUUGCAAAUUCAGGGAAAGUGCCUGAAAUCGGAAUCAAACAUUUACUCCUGGCACUGGAAAUCGCAAUUCAGAAGACUUUGGAACUUGGUAAGUUUAAACACCCUGACAACUUAUUAGGAACAUCGUACAUAUCAAGCACUACAUUCCUCGAAAGCCUUGAAGCCUGCGGAUAUUUGUAA